GACUGUUGAGAUUCGGUUUUGUUUCAUGUGUGCGUCUGUCUUGGUUUGCAGUACUGAGUAAAGUCGAGUAGGUUCUUUCGAUAUAACUUUCGGGGAUCGAUCAACGUAGACACGAUCGCAUGAGAAUUUACAUACGAAUGAGAUGUUUUAGCCGACGGUGCGGGUGCAAUGCGUGGUCCAUCUGUACGUACUCGUAGCACCACAGAUGGAGUCUACAGGUUAUCAGCUGACGACGAGUUUUAUCUGCAGUUUUGGAGCAAAAGCUACGCCCUUCUUGGGGAAAUGGGCCGGCCCCGAAAGAGUGCCUGGUUUAAACCCAAAUCUUCAUGGGCUAGCGAGGCCAGUGAGGCCCAACAGAUAAUUCUAUCCCCAGAGGGGAGCAUUUUACAGUGAAGCUGGAAAAUCUCCAACCCCGGCAGGUCCAAAACCCCAAGCCCCAGUCAGCCAUGCCGACCGGUGUGGCCACGACGCUCCCCUACCCGAAACCCCCGCAAUCCCCUCGUCUCCUCCACCGCAGCCGCCACUACUCCGGCCUCCGCCUGCUCCUCGCCACCGCCUCCCCCUUCUCCCCACCUCUCGCCUGCUCCAGGCGCAAGCCCAAUUCCACCAUCCAUGCCUCCUCCGACCCCGCCCCCUCCUCCUCCUCAUCCUUCCCCUCCUCCCCGACCCCGCCUCCGCGCCCGCCCCCUACGGAACCCCCAUCCACCAUAGCCCACGCUGGCCGCAGCAAGAAGAACAAGAACACCUCUGGCGGCCGCAUCGAGGGCAGCGGCGACGUGCGGCGCGAGGCCAAGUCCCGUGCCAAGCGCCGCAGCCGCCGCCUCGGAGAGAACGCCUUCUACCGCCGCAAGCGCCAGGCCGCCGCGGGCCAGGCCGACGUCUUCACCGACGAGGAGCUGGAGAUGAUUGGCCUAGGCUAUGACCGCUCCGUCCGCUUCAUGGACGGGCCCGACGACCCGCGCCUCCGCCACCCGCACGACUGGUACAGGUUCGGCCAGUACGGGCCCUACUCCUGGCGCGGCAUCGUCGUGGGGCCGCCCAUCCGCGGCCGCUUCUCCGACGACCGGGUCUCCCUCAUGUCCGAGGUCGUCGACCACGACGACUGGGACCGCCACCAUCAGUUCGAAAUGUCCAACCAGUUCUCCAACCGCCUCAAUGAGCUCGACGCCACCGUCGGCUUCAGGUACUUCUGGGUCUUCGUGCGGCACCCGAGCUGGCGGCCCAACGAACUACCAUGGCAGCAGUGGACGCUCUCUGCCGAGGUCGCCGUCCAAGCCAGCAAAGACGAACGGCUGGAUAAGUGGAGCCUCAUGGGCAGGUUUGGCAACCCGACACGCGAGCUGAUCACGCGCUGUGCAGCCUGGACACGCCCGGACAUCCUAUACGUCAAACGGCCGCUCUAUCAGUCGAGGUUUGAGCCACAGGAGGAAUUCUUUAGCCGGCUCCGCCCGUUGGUUGAUCCCUCGACGGAGAACCAGUUCCUCUUCGACCUUGAGCAGGAUGGCAGGGUCAUUCAAACUACCUACUUUGGUGGCCUCUGCAGGAUUGUGAAGGCAAACCCAAAGUCUUAUGUGGAUGACGUUGUGAAUGCAUUCUCAAAGCUGAGUGAUGCGGACAAGUCGCGAUGUCUGGAGUUCCUACUCACAAACCAUCCCACGGAGCUUCUCCAUCCAUACACCAAGGAGUGGAAAGUAAAGUUAGAGGAGAUGGAGCUUGGGUGUGAUGCACCUGAUGAGAGCGACGAUGAGGGUGGUGACGAUAUUGGAGAUGAGGUUAUUGACUGGGUUGAGGAUGACGAGGUUGAUGUGAUUGAUGAUAUUGAGGAUGAUGUAGACAACAAUUAUGAGGCUGAGGAAGUGGCUGAUGUCAGUGAAGAGGUGGAAGCAGAUGAAAUAAUAGAAAACAGCGAGGAGAAUGAGGAGUACUGGGAUGAGCAAUGGAAGAAGGCGAUGAAAAGUUCUGAUAGAAUGGAGAAGCUGGUCAAGACUAGGUUCGAGGAAUCAUCUGAGUACGAAAAGCAGCAAAUGCAACAGCAGAAAGAGAUGGAAUCGGAAGUGGGCACCUCUAACACAAUGCUUAUGGAACAGGAGCAGACUGAGGAGUAUGAGGUGAAGCAGUUCCAGCUGGACAGUGCAAGGGGCAGAAGCGGGAAGCACAGAGUGAAGGGCGAGGCGCAUCUGAGGGCUGCCGUCCGGCCAUUCACUUAUAGGAAUCUUGUCAAGGAAAUUGUUCUGAUGAGACACCAAAUUAUUGAAGGAGAGAUCGUUUAGUUUUGAAAUGUUUGCCACUGGAGAAAUGCAGAGACAGCAGAAACAAGUUUCUGAAGAGGGCUCUUGUUUAUGUACAAUAUCUAGCCAUAUUGAGGGGAUGUUGGUUUUUUUUUUUCUUGCAGUUGUGAUCUGAGGGGAUACUUAAAUCAUGUACCUGCAAAAGUUUUUAAUGAAUGUCUAGAUUUGAAGCUAUGAUAUGAUAUUUCUGAUA
Brachypodium distachyon (stiff brome) is the source of this 2481-nucleotide messenger RNA. RefSeq lists its product as uncharacterized. NCBI's taxonomy places the organism in Eukaryota, Viridiplantae, Streptophyta, Magnoliopsida, Poales, Poaceae. The record is from RefSeq and is a predicted model, not a curated record. The transcript has a single exon. The coding region runs from base 447 to 2270 and encodes 607 amino acids.